Molecule: messenger RNA, 7457 nt
Organism: Physella acuta
Lineage: Eukaryota; Metazoa; Mollusca; Gastropoda; Physidae
Product: high affinity cAMP-specific and IBMX-insensitive 3',5'-cyclic phosphodiesterase 8B
Biological process (GO): signal transduction
Molecular function (GO): 3',5'-cyclic-nucleotide phosphodiesterase activity
Source: RefSeq, a predicted model, not a curated record
CUUUGGUUUACUUAAACGUUGUGUCGCUCAAUACACGAUGCUUCCUUAGCCUACUCAGGGAAUUCCCGGACCUAUGACACUAGUGAGGAUCUCCUUUUAACAGUACCGUCGGUGUCCAACAAGACAUUGCAACCAUUGGUUGCCUCCAGGGGCGGGUCGCUGCUGAUAUGGGCUGUACGCCCAGCAUCCACGUCAGUCAGACCGGCGUCGUCUACUGUCGGGAGUCAGAAGACUCCAACUCGCCCCACCCGUCCUCCCUCAACGCCACCUUCCACGCGGCCCACGCCCACGUGAUCCGGGGCGACACCUCUGUCACGACGGUGGUCGGAGAAGAUCACGUGCUGACCACAACGACGACAGCCUGCACGACGUCCACGGCCAUCGCCACCGUGUCGUCCUCCCGCUCCUUCGGCAAGGCCAACAACCGGACCUCCAAUGCCUCGAACCCGGGCGGGCUAUGCGUCAGUCUAUCAGAGGCGGAGACACAGACAAGUCGACAGAGCAUGAAGAACUUGGAGCAUUUAGUCAAGUUUGGUCCAAUGCUGCUCAAGCAGAAAGCCAUGUCGGUCCUGCUGGUGUUUGGGAAAGAAGACGGCCAGUCUGACGGCUUCUGGUGGGCAGCUGAGAAGCUGGGGUACCGCUGCAACAUCGCUGGGACGCCAGAGAACGCCCUGGAGACCUACCUUAAGUACCAGUACGAUGUUGUUGUUAUUGACGCCAGGAGCGCACACCACAACAGCUUCGAUGCUGAGGCUCUCUGCAGGUCUAUCAAGGCGACCAAAGCCAGCGAGUUCACGGUGUUGGUGGCUGUCACGAAGCGAUACUGUGAUGACAAAGAGGAGCCGUCCAUUCUUCCUUUGCUGCAAGCCGGCUUUACCAGAAGGUACCAAGAAAACAGCAGCCUAUCCGCCUGUAUCAACGAACUCCAGACGCUGGAGGUGGGGGAGGUGAGGGCCAACCUGAAGCUACAGGCCUGUAACGGGCUGUUUAUGGCCAUGGAGAAUAUAGGGGAGGCGGUGGAGAUCACAAGCAGUGAGCAUGAGAUACAGUUUGUGAACCACGCCUACGAGAGGUUGUGCGGGUACACGAGUGAAGAUAUCCUGGGCCGAGACUCCAACGAGCUUUUCAGAUGUGAUAAAAACAGGGAGACCAUCGAGUCGAUCAACGGACAUAUGAAGAAGGGCAAGCACUGGGAGGGGACCUACUACACACGGCGGAAGAGUGGGGACACGAUCCCUUUCCACUGUAAAGUCACGCCGAUCCUGGGACCCGCUGGGUCCAUUUCUCAGUUUGUUUCUGUUAAAAGUCAUUCUACAGAGAGUUACAAUCAGGUUGUUAAUGGCAAUAUGAUGUCUUUUCCUAGACGACGUGAAUCUGUUGUUAGAGCCCAUUCUAUGACAAUCGAAGCUCCCAUAACAAAGGUCAUUAACAUAAUUAAUGCAGCCCAGGAGAAUUCGCCCCUGACUGUGGCUCAGGCUCUGGACAAAGUGCUGGAGAUCCUGCAGACAAGUGAACUCUACUCCCCCUUCCAGCACCAGGAGAUGGGGGAAAAUGAUGACCCUAUGGCCUCUGACCUUGUUGAAGGGCUUAUGUCUCAAAAUGUGAAAAGAAAGUUGUCUGGGCAUGACAUCCAAAGAGCCCUUCACCACAGUCAUGGCCAUCACCACAUUCCGUCCACUCCGGCCUGCUCACUCUCACAGAUACCGGAACCCAUCAUGAAUGUGCUCAAUCUAGACGUUAGCUGGGACUUUGAUAUUAUCACAUUAGAGAAACUUACAAAUAAAAGGCCGUUGCUACACUUAGGUCUGAAAAUCUUUGCUCGGUUUGGUGUGUGUGAGUAUUUAAACAUCAAUGAAACUUGUCUGGUCAACUGGCUGCAAAUGAUAGAGAGCAACUACCACGCCAACAACUUCUACCACAACUCAACCCAUGCAGCUGAUGUGUUGCAUGCCACAGCUUAUUUUCUAGACAGAGAGAGAUCCAAAGAGAUCUUUGACCAACAAGAUCAAGUUACGAGCUUGAUAGCUGCUGUAGUUCAUGAUGUUGACCAUCCGGCAAGAACAAAUGCUUUCUUAAUUAAUGAAAAACAUCAGUUAGCAAUCCUUUACAAUGACCAAGCUGUGCUAGAGAACCACCAUGCCAGUAUGUGUUUUAGAUUAACUCAUAAGGACCAAGCUGUUGAUAUAUUCAAAAACUUAAGCAGUGACGACUACAAAACUGUACGACAAUCAAUAAUUGACCAAGUGCUGGCAACAGACAUGAAGCAGCACUUUGAACAUCUCUCCAAAUUCACAACAUCAGUCACCAAACAUCUGCAGAAGCUGGAAGGGGACAACACUGAUGUGGAAGCUCAUGAAGCAGAUAUGAACACCAUUUUGUCAGAUUUAUCAUUGCACGAAAACCGGGUACUAAUUAAGCGUAUGAUGAUCAAGUGUGCUGAUGUCAGCAAUCCAUUAAGACCAUUACCGCUAUGUAAGGAGUGGGCUUAUAGGAUCGCUGAAGAAUAUUGCCAGCAGACGGAUGAAGAAAAGAGUAGAGGCUUGCCGGUUGUGAUGGCCCAGUUUGAUAGAAAGACAUUGAACAUCCCCAAAUGUCAAUUAGCAUUCAUUAACCUCUUCAUUACCACAAUGUUUGAUGCAUGGGAUGUGUACUGUGAUAUUCCUGAUCUGAUGCAUCACUUGCAGCUCAACUAUGACUACUGGAAGGCGCAAGAAGUCAUGGAAAAAGACCCGUCGGCCGGUCACAAUCUGGACAACAGUUAGCUUUCAGUUCUCCUUCUCCUUAGAACAAUCAGUUUACCUCAAAUGUUUGUACAAUUAUUGCUCAAUAGACAACUGUGUGAAUACAGUUUGAAAUCCUUUAGAAUGAAACAUAGUGAGAAGCUGCUGACAAGAUUGUGAUUUCUCAGGAGUGUGUGAAGUGAGUUAUCUCCCAUUCCAUUGAAGAAAGGGUUAUGAACUUUAUUUGAAGAUUAUUAAAAAAAAAAUAGCAUAAAGACACCUUAGAGAGGACUUUGAUCUCAGUUGAUUCGUGUAGGGAAAAUCUUGAAUUAUUGUUUGAUAUUUGACUAAAAUAGAGCUGAAGUUGGCUGACUGGCAAUGUUGACUCUUUCUGGUUACUACAAAGUGAAGUGGAUACAAAAUUUGACUUCAACUUCAAGCUAAUUUUAUUUAAUAUUAACUCAUGUUUCUUUGUUUUUCAACUGUUACCGGUAUUGUUUUAUAUUAGGUUAAGUGAUUGUAAUUUUACUUUAAAAUUUUAUCUAUUAGGAAUGUUUUUCUUCAACUUUAUAAAAGAACUUGUCAUAUUUUGUAAAAAAAAAAUGUUUAUUUGUCAAACUUGAAUUGAUAAAUAUCAAGAUGUAUUUAAUGUUAUUUUGUGGGUCUUCACAUAAACAACAAAACAACUUAGAAUAAGCUUUAGUUGUAUAGUUUAUGAUGUUGUUUUCAUGUGUUAUAGAAUUCUGCGAUGAUGGCGUCCAUGGUUAUCAAUAUUAUUUUUCAACUAUAAAGUUGAGUACGAAGUGUGUACAAAACUGAUGGCGGUUGAUAUUGUAUCAUGACUUAAAUUUUAUUUUGAAAUUUCAUUUAUUUAUGUACCUGUAUAUUUUUGUUGUACUUUAUAACCAAAAACAAAUUCUGCUUAGUUUUUCUAGCAAUGCAAAUGGUUUGCCAAGAUCUUAAAUUAACAAAAAAUUAUGUUUGACCCCAUUAUAAAUAAUUUUCUUUAAAAUUAAGCUUGGGCUCAGCUAUUUGGGUUUUCAUUACAAACAAAAGAAAAAAACUUUUCUUAUUUCAAACACUUUCAGCUGAAAACAGAACACAUUGUUUUGUAGUAAAAUAAAAUAAGGAUCUUCCAUACACUUGUUCUGUUCAUUGAAGCUUCCAAGUUUUUUUUUUCAUUCUUCCUAAGUAUUGUUUUCUAUAUUCUUCCAAAAUACAUUUCUCUCCUCCCCUGCUAAUCCUAAAUCUUCCAAGCUGACUAUUUUAGUAUUUAGGAACACAUCUACAUUCUACUGUUCUUUGUUUAUGUCUUAAAGUCAGACUUCGUCUUAAUUUUAAGACCAUCAUUUUAAAAAAGUCAUUUUGUGCAGAACCAAUUUGUAUGUUGGGGCUUAACCUCAGUAUACAAACAGGUCCCAUUACAAAGACAGUUACUUUUAAAUGAUCUGAUGCUUUAUAGCAGUCAAACCUAAUGCUUAUGUUGCUUUGAAAGUCAAAAUCAAAGCACGAGAACCUUAAGCAAGUGGUUUUAGUUUUAAAACUCAAAUUAAAGUUUUUAAAAUUUCCAAUGUGAAACAAUACUUAAUUAACUAAAGUUUCAGUUACAUUAAUUAAAUCUUAAAAUAGAAAAUUCAUCCAUGAUUAUUAGUUCACCAUAUUGAUAAAAUUAAGCUAAUAAUUAAAAAAUGAGUCAGUAGGCUAUAUGAAAAUGUAAACUAUUAUGCUGAGUAGUGUAUGAUUUAUGCAAAUUGUUAUAUAGAGUUGUGACCCUUUUUCCUGCCUCUUUUAAAUAGAAAAAUAAAUAAGAUACAGAGUAUUAAUGUUAUCACUAUAUUAGUCAUAAUUUAAACAGUAAACUUUUUAAUGAUGUAUGAGAAAUCUCUAACUACUUUGUUGAGUGAUUAAACUGCUAUAUGUUGGUCUCUAAGGUUGAGACAGUAGUUGAACUCAUGACAUUUUAAACUAAGCUGGUCUAAUGACAAAUGUCACUAAUGACAAAUUUCCUUAACCAUAGCUGUACUAAUAGUGGUAAAUGUCACUACAGCAGGACUAAUGACAAAUGUCAUGAACUAUAGCUAUACUAAUUAUGAAUGUCACUACUUUUUGACUAAUGACAAAUGUCACUAACUAUAGCUAUAUUAAUUAUGAUUGCCACUACUUCUGGACUAAUGACAAAUGUCACUAACUAUAGCUGUACUACUAGUGAUAAAUGGCACAAACUGCCACUGUAAUAAUAACAAAUGUCAUGACUAGAGCAGGACUAAUGACAUGUUAUGACCACAGCUGUACCAACGACAUGUCACAACUAAAGUUAGAGUAAUGACUAAUGUCACAAAUUACAACUAGCCUAAUGACAAAUGUCAAGACAACAGCUGGUCUAAUGACAACUGUCACACAACUUCACGUGGCUGAACAAAAUUGGUCUGGCCAUUACGUGGUGUGAAUGCAACUUACUGUACAGCCCUGAUAGAGCCUGGAUGUAUCAUUAACAUACUGUAUAGUAGUCCAUUUUUGUAACUAUCUUACAUUGAUAUUGUUUUUGUUUUUAAACUUUAUUUAAAAAUAUAUGUCCACAACUGUGAUUAUUGUACGAUGUGAAUUUGUAGCUGCUUAUUCAAAUUAGUUUCUUUUAUAAAAAUGUUUUUGUCCUAAUAUAAAAAUUUCAUUGAAUGGGCCGUUAUAUUAAGUAUAACUAGAUAAUGCUGUGUAUUGAUAAUAUAGCAGCUAUUUGCUUCCCAUAAGGCAGAUCAUGACAGUUAGUCUUUGGUGCCAUUCAGAAAACCUGUUACAAACAAUUUAUGUGAAUUUGUGUUAUAAAUAUAUAAUCCCGUGCACCUUAGAAACAAAACAGCAACAUUAAACUUUUAGAGUACUUUUCCCAGAUGUUAAUUUUCCAUCAUUUCUGAUUCACAAUUCUUUCUUAUUAUUAAUUUUGUAAAUUAUUUUAAAACUUAAAGAAUACCAAAUUUUCUUAAAAAAGAUUUUUGGUUUUGAUACCCUGUAACAACUGGGUGAAAUUUAGGCUAUUACUCAUUAGGUAAAUAAGAAAAAAAUGUAUUCUUUGAAAUUUUGUCAACUUCUUCAACAUUAGACUUUGGUAAGUAGUUACCUCUUAGACUAGGCACCAACACAAAACGAGAGUUGUGACUACCACGCCAGGUUGUAACUGGCAUCGAUGGCCUUAUGAGACUUAAAUCACUGUUAUGGCCAGAUGUCAAAGAAGUUCAGUGUUAACCAACAAAAACUUAAGAUACAAAUUCUCAAAAGGAAGAUUUUUUUUUUUUUAAAUUUAACUUUCACCUCAGUAUUUUGUAUAUUACAGAAUCCUACUAACCCUUGAUAUUAGAGAUGCUCAUUAGCUAAUGACAGAUUUUGAAAUUCUUAUGUGGUUAUGCUUAGGAUAUUUACAGAUAUGCAGUUAAUACAUUUUUGACAAACCAACUAACUGUCCAUGGGAGGAGUUCUUUACCCCUUUACAUUGUUUAAUCAGGCAUCAUCAAUGUACAUAGAUUUUUAAAAAUUAUAGUACUUAUAAAAUAAUUAAACAAAUCUUCUAAUUCUACUGUAUAAAAACUUAAUUUUGUAAGAUUUAUAUUCAAACUUAAGUGUGAGUGAUGAAUGUUAGAUGCAUCAUCUAACUGUAGUAAAUGCAGAAUUUUUUGCAAGAUAAAAUUUUAAAAACUAUAUAUAUUGAUUACACAAAGAAAUUUUUUUAUAACAUGGUAACUAGCCGUUCUCUACGUCUGUUAAUUUUCUACCUAGGAUACACUGUUUUAUAAAUAUGUCCCUGUAUGACCCAUGUUCUGUGGCUACGUGUACGUACUAAGAAUAGAUGUUAUGCCAUGAUCUCAUAUUUUAAUAUUGUAUGUGUUAUUUUAACUACAGCUACAUGUCAAUGAGUUUAAACUUGUUUAUUUACAUUUUUUUAAAUUUGUAAAUGAAUUUUUUUUUCUGUUAAGGCCAUUUUGUAAUAUAUUUUUUGUACUAGAUUGAGGUUUACAAUUAACUAAAAAGCAUGGUCAAAUGAUUAUUUAGAAGUAACACGUAAUAUUUUAAAAAACUAAAAUACUUUUUUUAGUUAGCACUAAAUUUGCUAAAAAAUUAAGCUGAUCAUCCUAGUUUGAAACAUUAACUCUCAUGCCCACAACCACUUGUACAUUUCUUCCCCUUGAGUACAAUUUUUUUUUUAAUUCUUUAGUUAGAACCUAAUGUAUAGUUAUUUACCAGUUUGCUGAGUUUUAGUUAUAUCUUUUAAAUAAUUUAGGAUCUGAUGUGUUUUGUUAAUUUCCAGAAUGAAGAAAAAAUAAAUUACUAACUGUAAUUUAUGCAACCAACUUUCUAAAUGUGGCCUACGUGUCAGUAGGUGAAGAUAUACAGGGCAAAAUGUGAUAUGUUAAUUAGGUCAGACUUUGUGAUAUUAUCAAAGGAUUUGUUCAUGUGUAAAGUUGACUGCAGGAGUUUUAACAUAUUUUCUUUACUGUAAAGUUGUCUGUUAAAUGUUUCUUUCCUCUUGGUCAUGUGACCUAAUAGUUUCCGUUUCUUCCUCUACUGCUGUCCUUUUAAUUUAAGUUCUGGUGGCAACAGUUUCCUUUAUUAUCAUGUUUGCUGUAGCUUUAAACCAAAUCUCUUGUGAUAUUUGUUUUGCCCCACUGGAACAGAAGCUAUAGGUUCCAUACUAACUGAUCCCUAACUUAUUAUUAAUCCUUACAAAUAAAACAUUUUUUUUAAGUUGGU